AUGUCAACCAUUCUCGUCAAGAACCAUGUCGCCAAAUUCCAACACGAGGGCUCGACAAGUUCAUUAGAUACAGCUGCCCCCUUGGGUGCGCCGCUAGAGGAGAGACGCUUCUUCUUUCAACGCAGGACGGCAUACAACCCCGAUGCGAUAGCCACACAGCCAAGCGUUUUUGACGACCCAGAGACAGCGUUAAAGUACAGACCCCGAGAUGACUGGGAGAAUCUGCACCGAUUCGACCCCUCAGCCCGAUGGAGUUGGGCAGAAGAGUAUAAAUUGGUCCGAAAGAUUGACUUGCAUAUCAUGGUAUGGGCUUGUAUCAUGUUCAUGGCCCUGGAAUUGGACCGGACAAACUUACAACAGGCUUUGACGGACAAUUUUCUCAAUGAUUUAAAGCUUAAAACCAAUGGCAACUCAUAUCCGACAGAUUACAACCUGGGAAACACUGUUUUCAAGCUUGCCUUUCUAUGUGCAGAACUCCCAUCACAGCUAGUUUCAAAGUGGAUAGGCCCUGAUCGAUGGAUUCCCGCUCAACUCAUACUCUGGAGUAUCGUCGCGAGUUGUCAAUUCUGGUUAAAAGGCCGCGACUCAUUCUUGGCUUGCCGUGCCUUGAUUGGUAUACUUCAGGGGGGUUUCAUUCCCGAUGUUAUUCUCUAUCUUUCUUACUUUUACAAGCACCAUGAGCUCAAUCUACGGCUUGGAUUCUUUUGGACCAUGAUGAGUGUUGCCGAUAUCUUGUCUGGGUUCCUCGCCUAUGGAUUCCUCCACACCAGAGGUCUACACGGCCAAUCGGGAUGGAGGUGGCUUUUCCUCUUCGAGGGUAUCCUGACAUUGGUGGUUGGCGUCCUGUCUUUUGGUUUGAUGCCUGCCGGGCCAUGCCAGACAGUGAGUUGGUUUAGGGGAAAGCACGGAUGGUUCAGUGAACGCGAAGAAACCAUCAUUGUGAAUCGCAUUAUUCGUGAAGAUCCGAGCAAGGGUUCCAUGCAUAAUAGACAACCCAUUACACCUCGCUUGCUUUGGAAGAGUCUCAAGGACUUUGAUCUAUGGCGAGUGAUGCAGAGUCACAGGCCCCUCUACAUCAUUGGACUAUUGUUCCAGAUCCCUGCGACACCCGAGGCGCAGUACCUUACAUUAUCUCUCAAGAACAUGGGCUUUGACACGUUCCAGUCCAACUUGCUAGCAAUCCCCUGGACAGUUGGUCAUAUCAUAACCAUGCUUUCCUUGACCUAUGCAGCCGAAGUCUUUGGGGAGCUCACGUUAACCUCAAUGCUCGGUCAAAUUUGGCUCUUGCCGUUUCUCAUUUACCUCAAUGUGGCAGACACGGCCAAAACCAGUCGCUGGAUCAUUUGGACGGUGACCACUCUUUUGCUAUCUUAUCCCAAUGCUCAUGCCAUACAAGUCGGAUGGAACUCAAGAAACUCAAAUACCGUCCGUUCCCGAACUGUCUCAGCUGCCUGCUACAACAUGUUUGUACAGGCUGGGGGCAUUAUUUCAUCCAAUGUGUAUCGAUCUGAUGAUGCACCUCUUUACCGCCGAGGCAACCGUGCGCUGAUUGGCAUUCUCGCUGGCAACAUUGCCGUCUACCUAGCAACAAAAGCAUAUUAUGUGUGGCGCAAUAAAUCUCGAGACUCUCAGUGGAAUGCCAUGUCCGAUGAGGACAAGUUGCAUUAUCUCGAAACCACGACUGACGAAGGCAACAAGCGACUGGACUUCCGAUUUCAGCAUUAA
Molecule: messenger RNA, 1725 nt
Organism: Pestalotiopsis fici W106-1
Lineage: Eukaryota; Fungi; Ascomycota; Sordariomycetes; Amphisphaeriales; Sporocadaceae
Exons: 11
Coding region: 1-1725 (574 amino acids)
Biological process (GO): transmembrane transport
Cellular component (GO): membrane
Molecular function (GO): transmembrane transporter activity
Source: RefSeq, a predicted model, not a curated record